CCGAAUUACCGUUGCACUCGUACUAGAAGUGCUACCACGUGAAACGCCAUUGCCCCGUAUUUUUGUUAUUGUUGAUUCCCAAGCAUAAUCAUGCUGACCCCUAGAUUUGACUUAAAACAAGAUGACGAAGGGAUAACAAUAAACAUUUACGCGCGAUACGCGAAUAUUCGUGAAACCGAGGUGUACGUUGACGGAAAUGACUUUCGUUUCUAUUCAACUCCCUAUUACCUGCGAUUGAAACUGCCAGGGGAAAUCGUGGAGAACGACGACUCCAAGGGCUCAUACGACUGCGACAGUGGAACUUUCACUCUGAAAUUCUCAAAAGUUAAUAAAGGAGAGAAUUUCGAGGGUUUGGACAUGAUCACGACUCUGCUGGCCCCUCCGAAGAAAAAGGACAUUGUUCCGAAUAUCGAAGUAAUCGGAAAUCCAGCUGCUCCCCACGAUGAUGAGCUUGAUCCCCUGGUGAAUGAUCCAGAACAGGAAAAUGACAACGACGGGGAUGACUGGUUCGUUCCCCAGGUGCCAGUGGCUCCUGGGGUGUCUCAUAUUCUGUCUGGAGCUCCAAAAUAUGGAUUUGCGAAUAAAAUCUCUGGAGCUCUCACCUCCUUCGAGGCUGGUUGGUUGAGGGACGUGAUUGAUCUUCCGCUCCCUGAUUCAACCCCGUCAGACCAACGAAAGUCCUUGAGAGAAUCCUCAGAGCAGGACCACUUCUCAGAGGACCACUACAUGGCGGACCUGGUGCAAGCAGAGGAAACAGUGAAUCCCAGCAUUCUGUUCUCUCCAUUCUGGUACUCCACUGACCCCAUCCUACUGACAGAUCAGGAGAAAGAUAUUCUAAAGGAGUGUCCCAAUAAGGAGUACCUUCUGGACAAUGAGGAGAAGCAGACAGUGCUCUACAGUCUGGUGGACAUUCUAUUUGCUUCUUGUUACAGCCACCGAGUCUCUCUGGGGGAGACAUCCUCUGAGAGCAGUUGGGACAUCAAUAAAAUUUCAGGAACUCUCUCCUGGUUGCAAACGUAUUCCACCCUGGAGGACGUCCUGAGAACCUCAAUCAGGCGAUCCCUGACGUAUCCCCUCUAUCGUCACUGGGAGCUCUCGAUGAAGGUCCUGGAGGACGUCAAGCAGAUCCUCAAGAUUGGAAAAAAGAUGAUCCUGAAGAGACUGUGCGAGAUUCACGAUCUCUUCAACCACUCCUUCGAGCCAAGAUAUCUUCAUAAUCAACUAUACAUCAGGGAUUAUCUCGUUUGGAUCCAGCAGGUACCCGACUCCCUCCUCCUAUCGCUGUUCAAUGCUCUCGAUGGACUCAUCCCCAGAAAAGAGGACAUGGGGUUCGAUCUCGUGGAGCUGGAGGCAGCAGCCUGGGCAGUCCUCCAGGAGGAGAACCAGGGGGAAUUACAGGGUAAUUCUGAGGAAGAGAAUCUCAUAAUUGGCAAUUCCAUUCACGAUGUUGUUAAUCAGUUGGACAAAAUGGGGAUGGGAGGGAGUGAUGACUCUGAAGAUUCUGAUGAUGAUUCCAGCUCCAGUAGCUCAUUCUCUUCCAGCAGCUGCAGCUGCUCCAGCGACAGCUCCAGUGAAUCCAGUGAUGAAUCCAGUGGGAGGACCAAGGGCCCUUUGAUACUGGAGAUAGGGGAGACGUUGCACAGCGAUGACUCGAGGGAUGGAGAUCAUUAACUAAUUCCCGUUUCACUUCGGAAAUAUUGAAAAAGCUUUCUGUUAAAACUACCACAUGAAAUUUGAUAUAGAACAUGUAUUUAUUUUUAUUUGUAGAUUACUGUACUACAUACUGCAGAAUAUGAAUUUAUAUGAAAAAUCUUAGACGUUUAA
Messenger RNA from Fopius arisanus, 1824 nucleotides. Its product is annotated as protein SHQ1 homolog. The coding region runs from base 91 to 1671 and encodes 526 amino acids. Gene Ontology annotation, cellular component: cytoplasm; nucleoplasm. The record is from RefSeq and is a predicted model, not a curated record. Gene Ontology annotation, biological process: box H/ACA snoRNP assembly. Lineage: Eukaryota; Metazoa; Arthropoda; Insecta; Hymenoptera; Braconidae. The transcript is spliced from 3 exons.